AAAUAAAAUUGAAUGAGACUAUUAAUUGACCUGAUAGUAAUUGAGAUGCCGAGGCCUUUGCUUCUUAUAAGAAGAUGUGACAAGCCAUUUACAAGAAAGAAAAAAAGAAGGUGUGAUGAGAUCUCUUUCCAUGUCGAAUGAUACUGCGUCCAAGUGAACACCUCUUAUCAGCUCAAAUCCCUCCAGCUACAAAUAAAAAUGAAAAACCCCAUUGUGUAGUAAAAAAAAUUGCCGUAAGACUCCAAUAUAUUUUGCUUUUUUUUUUUAAUAAAAAAAUUAUAUAAUAGAAAUAAAUAUAUGUUCCAAUGUAUUUUUUUAAGAUAGCAAUCUCCAAUAUAUAGUAAAAUAUAGAGAACUGUUAUUUUUAUUUUUAUAAAUGCAAUACAUGUUUCUAACACUUGCAAUACAUGUUUCUCACACCCUAUUUAUGAGUCAAUUUGAAAAAUUCGAAAUAGUUAAGUUUAUGGUCAAAUAUCAUGGUUAAUAUCUUGUUUCCUAUUUUUGUUUCACUUGCAUAUAAUACUUUCCAAAAAUUGAAAUUUAGAAAGGAACAAUCAUGAAUUUUUAUGAUUGAAUUAUAGCAAAAAUAUAUUCAUUUCACUGAAAUAAAACGAGCCUAAACCUCAUAUCUUGUGACUGUAUAUAUGAUACUAAGCUAAAAACUUAGGCAUCACAACGAACAAUAUGUGUUAAAUUUCUUAGUUAAAUAGCUUGGUCGUUAGUUUAAUUAUAUUUGUUUAACCCAGAUAGUCCAGUUCAUCUAAAAGUCCGUGUUGAUUGCUUUUCAUUGAUCUGUAUAUCAAACGUUACAUUAUUGUAACAUGUAUUAUUUGUUACUAUGACUUUUUAUUUUUUAAAUAUUUACUAAUUUUUAACUUUUUUUAAUCUAUUCACUCCAUGCAAGGCAUAUAUCACCGCCUAGUAUAUAGUAAAAUAUAGAAAAUGCUAUUUUUUUUUCUAUUAAUGCAAGAAUAUGUACAUUGGUUACAUGUUUCUAACACUUUAUUUUUACUUCACAUCAUGAUCUCUCUUACACAUCAUCUUUUUUUCACAUCAUAAUUUAACACCCACUCAAUUUUUAUUCUCAAGAAUGAUUUGGUUUAAAAAAAAAUUACAACACCGUACCCCACUAAUUUUAUUUAUAUUUUUAUAUUAUUUUAUGUCUUUUUUGUGAUUAUAAAAAUUAUAAUUUCAAAUUAAAUCAAAUAAUUAAGAACCAAAUAAAUUUAUAACAUAAUUUAUCUUUUUCGUUUUUAUUUUAUAUAUUAAUAUUUUUUAAAAAAAAAUAGCAGGAGCUAAUAGCAAAAAUAUAGUAAAAAAGAUGAGUUUGUUUCUGUGUCCAAAUGAAAUUAAACAAAUCUCUAUUUAUAAAGUAUGAAAAUAAUGAAUGUUGAUAUAAAACUUUUAUAUAUAAUUAUAAUUAUAUUAAAUAAUUGAUAUUAAAUAAUGGAGAUGGAAAAAAUUAAAAAAUAAGAGUAUCCAAUCAGUUUUUUACAUUUGUUUCCAUCCACCUAUUAACGUUGCAAUUAAAAUUUGAGAGACAAACUUAAUAUUUUGCUCUAAUCAACAUUUGCCACGUCAUACAAGAAAAUAUAUUUUAUCAACGCUGUUGAUAAGUUUCAACACUAAAUUUGCCACAUCAUGUAUUUUACUUUUACAAUAAACUAUUGUAAAUUUAUCAACAAUUGUUAAUAUUUAUCAAGAGUUGAUAAAUCUUCUAUUGUAAGUAGUCUAAAAAAAUAUAGCAAUCUAUAUUUUAAAAGAAUAAAUAAAGUAGGGCUGGAACCGUUUUAAGCCCUAAAUAUUAUUAUAAAUGUAAAUAUAGUGGUGAUCUGAAGAUACUAUGAGAAAAAAACAACAAGAACUAAGAAGACUCAUGAACAAAUUAUAACUUUUUUUUGUCUUUGGCUACUCUACUUAAUUCUUCAAGGAUAACUCAAAAUUAUUUCAAUUUGUAUUCUCUCUAUUUCAUUACUAUUAAAAUUUAGAUUUUAUAUAAAAACAAAAAAACACGAUUAAUUUUAUUUAUUUAUUUAUGACAUUUUCUGAACGGAAUCGUAAGUUUCCAACGUGUUUUUAAAUACGAUAUUUUGGAAGCGAGAUUCUGCAAGCUUCCACAAAGUUUCGAUUCUAAUUUCGGUUCCGAAUCGGGAAGCAGACGUCCGAUGAAGUUUCCUUGCUUUUUAACGAAUAUCUCAUUGAUUUUUUCUAUGUUGUUUUUUUCAGUUCAGGAAACAUAAUAUAUAAGAAAAAGAAAACUCUAAAAUUCUUAUAUAAGUAUAUCAAUUAUGUUUGAUUGACUUAUGGAGAUAUAAAAAUAUACAAAAUAUUUUACUAUAACAUAAAAAUGUAUAUGUGUUCAUUAGCAGGAACGAGUAACAAGCGAAAAACACCAAAUACUUAUUUUUAUUUAAUAUUUGAUAGUUGUUUUAUAUUUGCAAAUAAUUUAAAUAUAUUACUUAAUUAGUACCAGUCAAAGUAAAUACCCGACUAUAUGGAUCAGCUACAUACCAAAUAGGGAAUUCGAGACAAGUUACAAGUAAUCAUGCCCACUCCUACAAGUAGGCUACUACUAUCACUAAAUCUUGGACAAUAGUAUAUGCUACUUUCAUUUCACAUGAAAAUAGAGGAUUCAGUUUAGGCCUAUAAAUUACAUUAUAGCCCAUUUUUGUUAAUUUAUUUCUCUCGAGUUUACUAUGCAGUUUACACGUAUGACAUCAGGCUAUUUAUUUAUUAGAUCAUGGCCUGAAAGUCAUACCUAAAAUCUUGAACUUGUCUCCCUACAUCUCAUUAAUUUUCGGUGUGGUCUAUGAGAUAUAUACAAUAGUAUAUUUGUUAUCUAGUGAAAGCUUGAAAGAACAUCCAAAUAUUAAAUUUACUAGAAACAAUAUAUCAGGGAGAUGGGCAUCAUAAAUUUCAACUUGUACAUAGUAAAACACUUAAAAUUCAAUUUUAUUUUCUUUUAAUGUUCAGUGAUUCUGCAUGUAAAUUUCGGAGGAUAUAUUAGUGUUCACAUUUGGUCCAAGCAUGUGAUCGGAUUUUCACAUUGGCGAAAAAGUCAUAAAAAAAGUCUUUGGGUUUGAAUUAUAUUCAUUCUUGCUCUUUAAACACUUUUGGGUUAAAAUUAAAACAAAAGAAUUAAACCUAUAUUACAAGCUGCGUCUCAAAAGUCUUUGCAUAGUGUCCGUGACACUGUCGGGCAACAGGUUCCGAACGGUUGAUAUUGACGUUAACCUAACGGUUGUCUUUUUGUGACGGUUGUCUUUGUUUGUGUGAAUUAUUCAAUAAAAAAUUGUCUAAAGUUUCAUAUUUAUUUGUCAUUCUAUGACCCAGUUGAUUGAUCAACAUGUCGAUACGUUAAAUGCAGUGUUUAUUUGGAUUUUUAUAUCUAACAUUAAUAGACUUAUAAUUGAAAGAAACAAAUAUGUUGUAUCCUUACGAUAUAAAUAACUGAGUUUUUAAAAUGUACGUGUUCUUGAUUAUAUAUUUUAAGUUUUGAAUUCUUUAAUAUGUCAUUGCCGCUAAGAGUAAUAAUGAGAGUUGUUGGGAAAAUUUUAAAGGCUUUUUAAAGACAAAUCAGUAAGAAGAUUUGAUGGUAUUAAAUUAUUUGACCCCCUAUAUAUAACAGGUGUUUUCACACUCAAGGCAAUCACUUAUUGUCAAAGAAAAAGAGAAAUAAGUCCGUUUGUUUAUGACCUUGAGAUUUGUCUCUUUUUUUUUUAUUUGGUAAUAAUGGGGAACUGCAUGGAGAGGUGGAUGCAAGGAGAAGGAGAAGAAGGAGAGAUAGAGGCAAGAGCAAAGGCAAAAGAGUCAUUCAAACUUGAUGGUGAUGAUGAUGACCAAGAUGGAGGUCAAGGUGGAACGAAGGUGAAGAUAGUGCUUACAAGACAUGAAUUGGAUAUGUUUUUGCUUCAGAUGAAUAGGAAUCAUGAAGGAAACUUGAUGAUGACAAAGGAUGUUAUGGUAGAGCUAGAGAAGAGGAUCAUAAAACCAACAUCAUCUUUAUCAUCAUCACCAUCAUCGAUGGCGUGGGAACCGUCUUUAGAGAGCAUCAUCGAGUGCCCCGAAGUUCAAGAGAUGGAUAGAUGAGGAUGCUAUGAUGAUCUAAAUUGCAUUGUGUUAAAUCACGGUGAUCGGAAAUUAUAUAAUUAACAUUUUUGCAUCACUCUAUGUCUUUUAGAUAGAUAUUUUUUGUUAGACUAGACUCGAGGUCGAUAUCGUACCAUAUAUAAUAAGAUCUUUAAUCUAUCAAGAAAUAUAAAAUUAAUGUGGUUA
Molecule: messenger RNA, 4275 nt
Organism: Brassica rapa (field mustard)
Lineage: Eukaryota; Viridiplantae; Streptophyta; Magnoliopsida; Brassicales; Brassicaceae
Source: RefSeq, a predicted model, not a curated record